Molecule: messenger RNA, 809 nt
Organism: Lolium perenne
Lineage: Eukaryota; Viridiplantae; Streptophyta; Magnoliopsida; Poales; Poaceae
Source: RefSeq, a predicted model, not a curated record
UAGCAGGAGGAUAAGAUUUCCUCUGUCUCCCGUGUGCUUCAGUCUUUCAGUCUAGGACAUAUGCAGCGUCGCCGACGACGAAUCAAAUCUCAAUCCUAGACACAGCGAUAAUUACCUCCUGGCCAUGCGCUCCAUCCCUCUGCUGUGGAUCGCGCUCACGGCCAGAUCUCAGACCUUACCAGUCACCACCGCGCUCCAUGCUAAGCGAUCAAAUCUGAGCUCCGAUUCUCCUUCUUGGCGCCGUGCUCGACCCCCCUCCUUCUGCAUCGCGCGUUGGCGCCGCCCAACGCAUGCUCCGCCCCCGGCCACGCAUCCACGCUACCAUCUUGUCCCGGCACGCAAGCACCAGCCGUCGCUCUAUGCUCCGACGCCGUCAACCUCGGCUACCUUCCCGUCGAGCCCCUCCUCUGGCCAAGUGCCAACACGGCUCGCUGCCGCAGCCACAGGGUUGCGCGUCAUGGAGGUCACUCUCGCAUGGGGCAGCCGCGCCGUCGGUUGCCAGCCGAGGUUCAUCCACACGCGACGGGCGCUGGCCUGGACGGGGGUGCUUUCUUUUUUCCGAAACGUUGACAGAGUAUGAAGAUGAACAAGGAGAUGACCAGCAGGACGCCUACGACAACUAAGCGCCUUCCGACGUCAAGCGUUGGCCUGUGGACUAGAGAGUCCGUGUAUCUUACGCUUCCGCUAUGUUGAACUAUGAACUUGUGUUUGUUUGUGGAUCAAUAGAUCAACUAUUCGUGUAAUAUGGAUCAUGUGAUUCCAGUUUGUAAGGCUUAUGGGUUGUAAUGAAUGAUGACUGUGAUACUUAA